UUAUCCAAAAAAAAAAAAAAAACGGUCUGGUCGCAUGCUUACUUCGUCUGAAGCGUGGAGGAAGAUGGACGAAACGCCCAAUCCAGAGGCAUUCUCCUUCCCAUCUCUUCCGCUCUCCCUUCUCCGCUCCGGGGAUGGGCUUUUCCCACACUCUCCCACUUCUCUUUGUCCCCCUACUCUUCGUAGUGGCGAUUCCAAGCUUCUCCGAUGCAGCAGUUCUGCCCUCGCUGGGCAAAGGGGAUCCUGCCUUCUUCGAUCCCACGAGAGUCACCCAACUCUCCUGGCAUCCCAGGGCUUUCUUGUACAAGGGUUUUCUGUCCGAUGAGGAAUGUGAUCAUCUUAUCUCACUGGCGAGGGAUAAGCUGGAGAAGUCGAUGGUGGCGGACAAUGAUUCGGGAAAGAGUGUGAUGAGCGAGGUCCGGACGAGCUCGGGCAUGUUCCUUGAGAAGCGCCAGGAUGAAAUCGUGAGAACAAUUGAGCAGAGGAUUGCUAUUUGGACCUUUCUUCCAGAAGAAAAUGGUGAGUCCAUGCAAAUACUACACUAUGAGCAUGGUGAAAAAUAUGAGCCACAUUUUGAUUAUUUUCAUGACAAAGUUAAUCAAGAACUGGGAGGUCAUCGAAUUGCCACAGUACUCAUGUACCUAUCUGAUGUUCAGAAGGGUGGAGAGACAAUUUUUCCAAAUUCAGAGGGAAGAUUUACUCAACAGAAGGAUGACAGCUGGUCUGAUUGUGCAAAGAAUGGUUAUGCAGUGAAACCUGAGAAAGGUGAUGCUUUGCUUUUCUUCAGCCUCCAUCCUGAUGCAAAAACAGAUCCAGACAGUUUGCAUGGAAGUUGCCCUGUCAUAGAAGGUGAAAAGUGGUCUGCAACAAAAUGGAUUCAUGUGAGAUCCUUUGAGAAACCAGAAAAACAAAGGUCAAUUGAGGCAUGCGAGGAUGAGAAUGCUCUUUGCCCGCAAUGGGCUGCUCAAGGGGAGUGCGUAAAGAAUCCUCUUUAUAUGGUAGGAUCCAAGGAGUCAGCUGGAUUUUGUAGGAAGAGUUGCAAUGUAUGUGCCAUGUAGGUCUAGUUCCAUGCGGUAAAACAGUUUUUUUCCAGGGAUUUACUGUUAGAUCCUUUGAUGUACAUAAACUGUCGGACAUACUGAAAGUUCGAUGUUGAUUUCUAGUACAAAUUCCAAAUUUUCUUUUUGAAAGUUUGCAUAAUAUGCGUCAAAAUAUCAAUAAGAUGUCUGUUAUGAGUCA
This is a messenger RNA of Elaeis guineensis (African oil palm), 1239 nucleotides long. RefSeq names its product probable prolyl 4-hydroxylase 7. The record is from RefSeq and is a predicted model, not a curated record. Gene Ontology annotation, molecular function: L-ascorbic acid binding; procollagen-proline 4-dioxygenase activity; iron ion binding. Lineage: Eukaryota; Viridiplantae; Streptophyta; Magnoliopsida; Arecales; Arecaceae. Gene Ontology annotation, biological process: peptidyl-proline hydroxylation to 4-hydroxy-L-proline. Gene Ontology annotation, cellular component: endoplasmic reticulum.